AUGGCGAUGAAGGGACACAUUGCGCACCUCCGAGAGGAGCUGGAUCGAGAGAGGGAGGAGAGAGACUACUUUCAGCUGGAGAAAGGCACGAUUCUCCUCUCUGAGAACACACAGAGAGAGCUACAGGAGAUAAAAGAUGAACUAAAAAACCUAGAAAAGGUCAUAAGAGAGGAUGAGAGGCACCACCAAGUAGAGAUCAAGGUGUUGAGGCAGAAGAUGAAGCACCACCUUUGUGAACACCAGAACACGAUCUCUGAGUUGAGCGCAAACGCUUUAGUCUCAACUGAAACACAGCAAAAAGAGCAACACAAAUUAGAGACUGAGCUUCAUAAGAGAAUGAAGGCCAUCAAGGUCGAGAUCGAGGAGAUUAACGAUGAAUACCUCGUCAAGGAGCUUGAACUGAAACACGCAGAAGAAAUGACUAAACUGAGGGACAAAUUGGAGAAGCAACUCACAGAAACUGAAGCUGUGUAUGAGGAGAAGAUGACGCUACUGCUGCAAGAGCUGGACAACAUGAGGAAAAAUGAGCUCAGUGAGAGAGAAGAUAAGUGGAACAGCCACAUCGAUGGUCUCAUAUCAGACCACAACAAAGCUCUCAGUGAAGCGAGUGAGCUGGGUAAAGACUUACAACAGGUUGUGGAUGGGAAUGAUUCACUCAAGACACAAAUCAAAGCAAUGAAGAUGAAACAGAAGCAAAAGAACAAGGACCUGAUUCCAGUUUUGUGUGAUGACAAACGUCUUGCUGAGAAUCUUUCCAAAGAUAAAGAGGAAAUCAUUGAAAAGAAGAAAAAGAUGAAACACAGCGGAAUGGAAAAGGACACCAAAGAAAAGAUCAUAGUAAAGAAGAUGAAUGAUCUAAAACAGGAUCACGAGACGCUGAAAGAGAAAUUCCACAAGCUUCAGCUUGAGAAGGACGAGCUGUACAAGACGCACUCUAUUCAGAAGGUGCAGCAUGAAGCAGAUCUGAAGAAGACGCAGCUGGAAACGAAGCUGAAAGCGCUCGCAGACAGUCUGGAGGAGACAAAGGCUCGGCUCCAGUCUGUGCUAUCUGCCGCUAACAUGGACCAAACAGCCCUUUGUGAGGUCCUAAACAACAUUGAGGAAAACCUUGACUCCAACAAUAAUACCAUCAAGAUCUUACGGUAUAAAAAAGUUCAGAUUUCCAAGGCGCAUGGGGAUUUGCUGCUGUACUAUAAGGCCAAGCUAAAGGCUCUUGGUGUCCCAGUGGAGUAGCUUGGUGCAGGAAAAUGUCAGGGACAGGCCUUAGAUAUUGGCUUUGUGCCAAAAGUGCCAAAACAGACAUUUGAAUAA
Messenger RNA from Hippoglossus stenolepis (Pacific halibut), 1311 nucleotides. RefSeq names its product dynein regulatory complex subunit 4. The transcript is spliced from 10 exons. Gene Ontology annotation, biological process: flagellated sperm motility. NCBI's taxonomy places the organism in Eukaryota, Metazoa, Chordata, Actinopteri, Pleuronectiformes, Pleuronectidae. Gene Ontology annotation, molecular function: small GTPase binding; microtubule binding. The record is from RefSeq and is a predicted model, not a curated record. Gene Ontology annotation, cellular component: microtubule; motile cilium; Golgi apparatus.